Molecule: messenger RNA, 315 nt
Organism: Trametes versicolor FP-101664 SS1
Lineage: Eukaryota; Fungi; Basidiomycota; Agaricomycetes; Polyporales; Polyporaceae
Exons: 1
Coding region: 1-315 (104 amino acids)
Source: RefSeq, a predicted model, not a curated record
AUGAAGGUUGGCUGCCAGUAUGCAUCACAGGUCCAACUGCUGCGACAGACGAUACCUGUUGCUAUCACUGCAAUAGUCAGCACGAUCGACGGUUUUCAAGGACGCGAAGGCGACGUUGCGAUAAUCUCGACCGUGUUCUGCAACGCGGGUGGCAAUAUCAGUUUCGUUGAGGUAGAAUUCCGACUCAACGUUUCCUGGACUCUGGACCCGGCCGAAGCUGGGCUCAUCAUCGUUGGCGACAAACGCGCGUUACAGGCGAACAGUACGCUCUGUCAAAGGGCGGAGGUUGUGCUCGCGCGCCAGGGUGCAGCGUAG